AUGUCAACUACAGAUCCAAAUAAUCAAAGUUCAUCACCUCCCAACAUCUGUGCUGUUACUUCACCAAAUACUCAAUCAACUGCACAAAUUUGUUCAAAUUGUUCAACUACAAAGACUCCAUUAUGGAGAAGAGCACCUGAUGGUUCAUUGAUAUGUAAUGCUUGUGGUCUCUAUUAUCGUGCAAACAAUUCUCAUCGUCCAAUAAACUUGAAGAGACCACCUCAUGUUGUCACAGUGGGUCAAAAUGAUUCACAUUCUGGUACAUGUAAAGGUGAUGGUCGUUGUAAUGGGACUGGUGGUGCUGUUGGAUGUAAAGGGUGUCCAGCUUUUAAUAAUAGAAUUAUAAUAUCAAAUCCAAACAUUAAAAAAGAAGAUAGUCCAAGUGAGGGUGAAGUAAAUGUUGAAAGUUUAUCAAAAGAUUCAUUAAUUAAUGGUUCUAAAUCUGACCAAAUAAGGUCUCCAGAUUCACCUCAAUCAAAUACUAUACCAUCAUCAAAUGUUAUGGGUUCAGAACAAUUGGAAAAUGUUGCUAUUGCUUGUACAAAUUGUGGUACCACUGUGACGCCACUUUGGAGAAGAGAUGAUAACGGUGAUACAAUCUGUAAUGCAUGUGGUUUAUAUUACAAAUUACAUGGAUUACAUAGACCUAUAAAGAUGAAAAGAGGUGUUAUUAAAAGAAGAAAAAGAAAUCCUCAUACUGGUGAAUAUGAAAUUUCUCAUACAACAACCAAAAAAUCAAAAUUAGAUUCACAAUCAAAAUCACCAGUAUCAAUCCCACAACAAGUUCAGCAACCUAUUUUAAAUCAACCUCCUUCGUUUAAUCCAUCCGAUUCAAACCUAAAUGAUGAUCAGAAUAUAAAAUUGCCACCAAUAAGAAUGUUACCAAUAAAUAAUAAUGCUAGUAACAUUACACCACCUCACAAUCAUGAUCAUACAUUUUCACCACCAUCAUCAAAAAUACCAACAUCAAAUUCUUAUCCUCCAGCUGUGGAUUUCACAUCAAUGUUUGCAAAAAGAUUUGGAUCUAAUAAUCAACAACCUGAACAACCACUACAUCCAAAUUUUGAACAAACACCAGCUCAACAACAACCUUUAUCAAUCAUCAAUAGUGGAUUUCCAAGAGCAUCACCACCACAUCAAAAUAACACAGGGGAAGCAUUAAUAAGGCGCCCAUCUCCAACACUUCCACCACAUCAGCAUAAUUUUGACCGCAGUUCACCAACAUUACCACCUUUGAACCAACAAAAUAUGAAAGUUUCGUCAAUUUUGAAUAACCCAGAUACCAACUAUUCACAAAGCUCAUCUAAUGAUCAAUAUUUACCAGUUAGCUCAGUCCCAUUUCAAAGUGCUAGUAUACAAAAUGGUGGUACAGGUACAGCUACGUCUGAGUUAUCUAAAAGUAAUGAUGCAUUAUCUACAUCCGAUGAUGAUAAGAAGGAUGAUAAUAGAACCAUCCAGGUUUGA
Molecule: messenger RNA, 1464 nt
Organism: Hansenula ciferrii
Lineage: Eukaryota; Fungi; Ascomycota; Saccharomycetes; Phaffomycetales; Wickerhamomycetaceae
Product: Zinc finger protein
Exons: 1
Coding region: 1-1464 (487 amino acids)
Biological process (GO): positive regulation of transcription by RNA polymerase II; negative regulation of transcription by RNA polymerase II
Molecular function (GO): DNA-binding transcription factor activity, RNA polymerase II-specific; zinc ion binding; RNA polymerase II cis-regulatory region sequence-specific DNA binding
Source: RefSeq, a predicted model, not a curated record